This is a messenger RNA of Spinacia oleracea (spinach), 4067 nucleotides long. RefSeq lists its product as uncharacterized. The transcript is spliced from 5 exons. The record is from RefSeq and is a predicted model, not a curated record. The coding region runs from base 246 to 3512 and encodes 1088 amino acids. NCBI's taxonomy places the organism in Eukaryota, Viridiplantae, Streptophyta, Magnoliopsida, Caryophyllales, Amaranthaceae. Gene Ontology annotation, molecular function: protein binding.
UGGUACCACAAAAGGUUGUUCUGCUUAAUUAAAAAUUAGGUGCUCAUUUUUUGCUACCAUUAAGAAUUUACGAGAGUUCAUUGCUACCAAAGAGAAUUUCCCAAAAAAAAAGUCAAGUAGUCAACUCAUCCCAAACCCGUUUCCACGUACCAACUCCCCGCUAACCCCCAAUUCCAGACAGAACAUUCCGGCAGUAAGAGGUUCCGCCGGAGUAGCUGAGAAAGAAAGAGAGAGAAAGAGAGACGAUGCAGAAUUGUAGCUAUAAUCGUCGAAAGGUAAGCUGGUCUGAUCUCCCCCAAACAUUGCUUCAAUGUAUCGUCAAAUUCCUGGGAAAUGAUGUGGAUUCCUUGCGCCGUUUCCGAUCAGUCUGCAAAAAUUGGCGCCAAUCAACUGCUUAUUCUGUGCCCCCUUCAGUCAACAACAAUGGGUUUUCUUCCUCCGUCAUCCUCCUCCGCCCCCGUGGUGACUCAGCCGCUAACUCCACCCCAUGGAUGGUGUUUUCCGUCAAUAUCGCCCAAGGUAAUACCCUCUUUUUCCACCCUUUCUCCGGUACCCCUCUAGUUAAUCUUCCCCCAACCCUCAAUUUCUCUCAAUUUCACGCCUCCUAUAUCUCCGACCCCGCCGCCUACCAUAAGGCUGAUAUUAGCGGCGUGGUUGAUAAUUUGUCGGCUCUUUUCAGCCAUGAGAAUUUACAGCGAGGUUCUAAAUCUCGACUCUCGAAAAGGGUUGAAUGUGGGGAUGAACAAACUGAUGACAUUGUAAAAUUUAGGUGGUUUAUUUACUCCGUAGACAGGAAAGGAAACAUAUAUUUCAUUUCUUCAACAAAGAACUUUCCAGUUUCGAAAACACUGUGUUCUACUGCUAGUAAUGAAGGGGAAUUACAUGAAGUGGGAUAUAGAAAGCGCCUUGUGACAACUUCUUCAACAUCACCUAAUGGGAAACUGUAUUUGGUUGCAAGGGAGAAGAACAUGUUAAAGAUAUUCGAGUGUAACAAUGGGAGGUCAAGACGGACAUGGAGCUUUUUCCAGAUUCUUAGCUUUGGGGGUAAAAGUGGCCAUGGAUUAGUGCUGUUUGCCACUAGAGAUUACAGUUUCUUUGUUCCGACUGAACAAUUUCCUGGUUCUCGAUUAAAGGAUUGUAUUGUUUUCACCCAUGAUGCUUUCCCUCCUUAUUCCGGUGUUGUUGAUUUGGUGAUCCCUAAAGUUAGUGGAGGGAUUUAUAUUUGCAAGAUUGGAAGAAAUACACAUUCUUUCAUACCGAUUUGUUCUUACCCGGGAUUCCCUCUCCAUCUUUGCUCACCUCCAUCUUGGGUUUUUGAGUUCCCCAAGUCUCAAUCCCAUAGGGUGGCUGACAGCUGUAACAAGGAAAAGAAUGGAGAGAAGCAACCUGUUCAAAGCUGUCAAGAUGGUGAAUCUCUGCUAGAUAGUACACAGCAUGAGUGUGCACCCCCACUUCCAGUCAUUAUGGCCGGAAAGCCUGCUUCCUCUCCUUGCAACCUCACCACACCAUCCCACAACUCCCUUGAAACAGAGGAUUCAAUCAUCAAGUGCAAGCCCGACUCCCAACCUUCCAAUUCGUCUAAAAUAAAGAAAUUGAAACUGCUGCAGAUUUGUACUCACCAGAAGGUAAUCUGGUCAGAUCUCCCUCAACCAUUGCUUCAGUCUAUCAUCAAAUUCCUGGGAAAUGAUGUUAACAGCUUGCGCAGUUUCCGAUCAGUCUGCAAGAAAUGGCGGAAAUCAACCGCUUUUUCUGUGUCCACUUCCAUCAACAACACGUGCUUCUCUUCUUCAAUCAUUCUCCUCCGCCCCCGCGGUGUCUCUGGCUCUAGUUGUACGCCGUGGAUGGUGUUUUCCGUCAAGAUGUCUGAAGGUACUAAUCUCUUUUUCCACCCUUUCUUUGGUACUCCUCUCAUUAAUAUCCCCCAAAACCUCGAUUUAUCUCAAUUUCACACUUCCCAGAUCUUCGUAGCCAAGCAUAAGCUUGUUAUCAGCAAUAUUAAUAGCCUUUCACCACUUUUCAGCGUUGAGAGUUUGAUGUGGUUAUACAGAAUUUAUGAUUACGAGUCCAAAGGGAUUAAAUAUUUAUCUAUGAUAAAAGGUGAAUGUUGGGAUGAACAAACUGAUGAUAUUGUUGAUUUUAGGCGGUCGAUUUGUUCAAUCGACCGCAAAGGAAACAUAUACCACUUGUAUUCAAGUACGAAAUUUCCAGUUUCUAAAACACUCCAUUGUGCUGCUGCCUGUUACGAGAUGGAAUUACAUGAAAUUAGUUAUCGUAAGCGCCUUGUCACAUCUCCAUCAUGUUUUAAGAAUUUGUAUUUGGUUGCGAGGAAGAAGGAAACAUUCAAGGUUUACCAGUUAUCUAUGCAAUGUUGGUUAUCAAAGUCAUGGAACUGUGUUGAGGUUCAGAGCUUUGGGAAUAAAGAUGGUGGUCUGGUGCUGUUUGUCACCAGAGAUUACAUUUUCUUUGCUUCUGCUGAAGAAUUCCCUGGUUGUCAGUUAAGGAAUUGCAUUGUUUUCACCCAUGAUGCUUUCCCUUCUUAUUCUGGUGUUGAUUUUGAGAUCCCUAAAGAUAAGGGAGGGAUUUACUUAUACCAGCUUGGAGGAAAUUCUCAUGCUUUCAUGCCCAUUUCAUCUUACCCGGGUUUCCCUCUUCAUCUUUGCUCACCUCCUUCUUGGGUUUUUCAGGUCCCUCCCUCACAAUCCCAUAGGGUGGCUGACAAGGAAAAGAAUGAAGAGAAGCAACCUGUCCAAAGCUGUGAAGAUGGUGCAUCUCUGCAAGAGCGUACUCAGCAUGAGUGUGCGCCCCCAUUUGAACCUGAACCUGAGACACAGAUCUCUGAGAUUUCUGCUGUUUCAGCAGAUGAAAAGAACACUACAGGAUCCCCUACCAUGAAUGCUAUAAAUCAUUUAGCUGAUGAAGAUCCAGAGAUUUCGAGGGAGGAUAUCUUACACUCCGUAUCCAGGGCUUACAUAACCUCUGCAAACCAAAGCAACAGAAGUGAUAGUUCAACAAUCAAAUUUGAAGGACUUGAUAUAAAGCCUAGUCUAGUCCCAACAUUGCAAAAGAUUUGGUCAAAGCACGGGAACAUCAUAGAAGAUAGUGUGAUGUGUAAUGGUGAUAUGAUUGCUAGAGCGCUAGAGUCACUUGCUACCAUGGUACUCAUUCUCGAGGGUAACUCAGUCAGGUCUUUGAGUGAUUGCCAAGUUGAUUAUCUGAGCUCUGCAUUGUCUGACUUGAAAUGCAUGCGCUUUAAAGUCGACUGGUUAAUUCCUUGUGUUGAGAAGGCAGUAGGACUGUACAAAAGCAAGCCCGUGAUAGAAACCUUAAACAAGCUCAGCCAGUUAGAAGACCAAGCCAAGGAACGCAGAUCAAACCUCCUUGCGGAAUUAGAUAAACUUGAUGGGAUACAAAAAGAACUGAAAGAAGACAAGGCAAAUCUAUCCAAGAUGAUUUCUUUUUCUGGAGAAGUGGAUAUGGACUUGGACAUACCUUUAGGAGGGGGAUUGUCAUAAAUUGAAUGAUUGUGGGUUCUAAAUCACCUAAGGGGAUGUUUGGUAUGACGUUUUUUUGGUCUGGAAACGGAUUUAAGUAACCGAUACCGUUACUGAAUGUUUGGUUAGAGGUAUGGAGUAAGAAUUACCAUUACCUGUGGGUAACCUAUUUCUCCCCUAAGUUACUGGUCAAACUCCAAAGGUAACCGUUACCUUUCCUUUCUCCUAACAACACAACAGCACAACUCCUCUCUCGUUUCUUCGGUGGUGUUCUUCUUCGUCUUCUUAGGUAAUGAUUGCAACCUCCGUCUCUAUCUAUCCUCUCUUUCCCAGAUGAUGUUGUUUUGAUUCUUUCAUCUGUUUCAAGUUGAAAUUCAUUGUUCUUCGAUUUUUUCUGUACUAUUUUGGCUUUAUUUUGUUGAAUUUAUGUUUUUUAUUGUCGAAUUUGUGCUUAGAUUGUCGAAUUUGUGCUAUAAUUAGGGUUUCAUUGAUUUUCGAUUUUUUCUGUACUAUUUUGAUUUGUAACUUACGGUUCAUGAUUCUUCUUUGUUAGUGUUUGUUGAAUUUUCUCCUUAA